AUGGCUUCAAAAUCAAUUUUUUCCUUCGUCAUUUGUCUAGUGUUUCUGUUUUUGUUUCUUAUGAAUGAACCUCAUGGUUUGUGUUUUUCUACUAAGAAGAUUCUAAACAGAAAGGUUUUGUUUAAAAAGAGAAGAAAUUUGAGAGCUUUAUUAGAAGGGUCAUCAAAUGGUUAUAAGUAUGGUGAGAAAAGACUGAGUUGGGAUGAGUUGAGGAAAGUUCCUUCAGGGCCAGACCCUUUGCAUCAUAAUGGUGGCACUCCAAAGCCUGAGACACCUUAA
Molecule: messenger RNA, 279 nt
Organism: Vicia villosa (hairy vetch)
Lineage: Eukaryota; Viridiplantae; Streptophyta; Magnoliopsida; Fabales; Fabaceae
Product: protein CLAVATA 3-like
Exons: 2
Coding region: 1-279 (92 amino acids)
Molecular function (GO): receptor serine/threonine kinase binding
Source: RefSeq, a predicted model, not a curated record